UGCAAUUUUCCUGGCUUGUGUAUCUAAUGCGCAUGCACUUUCUCGAGAUGAUUGGCAGGUGAUGUUUGUGUCUAAAAGGUGAUUGGCUCUUUUACCUGUAAGACGGGACUUCCUUUCAACAUCCGUUGACCGUUGGGUGCUAGAGCUCCUAGGUGGGGUGUUCCAAUUUCUCCCAUUCGUUUUAAUAGAAGUGGCCCAUCUCUGCUAAAUACUCUCUGGUUAAACUCACUGUUGAUUGCUGAGGCUCACGUCUGUAAACGCUUUUGCACAGAGAGCGCGCUGAUAUUUCAGAUGGGGAGGCAAUCUUAUCAAAAAUCAGUCGGAGGGCCAGACAAAGAUGAUUGGCGUGCCGGAUUUGGCCCAUGGGCCGCCAGUUGACUAGCCCUGUCCUAUUCCCUUCGAAGGACAGAUCUCUUGAUGUGGGAAAUCUAAAGAGAGCCUGAAAGUACUAUAUGAAUGGAUCCUUCACUAAGUCUUGUAAAAGGGCUCUUCGUGAAAAAUAAAUAAAUAAAUUUAAAAAAUAUGUUUCCUUUUGUUUGGAAUUAAAUUUUGAGUGGCGGUUCCUUCCCGCAGUGCCCCUUCAAGGGUGUAAAACUGCCGUUUGGAAAACACCCAUUGUUUCUGCCACUGACACAUAUGCAGAAAUAGUAGUAAGAGUAGUAUGCGCAGUAUGCCAUUGCUAACUCAGCCACACACAACAGCCUUGUCAGUGAUCAAAUGAUGGGAAAAGGACUUCUUAACGCUAUUUGUUACUUGUGGCAGAAAUCAAGUCUUUUCAGCCUGUGUAAGGCGCAAUUUUAUUACCACAGAAUCAUGUCAAGUCUUAACUAUCAUGAAAAUACAGAACGAGACAUUUUUUGCAAGAGCUUUUCAUGUGAAGUUCAAAGCGCUGCUUGACGCCAAUCAUGAAUGUUGUAGCAAAGCUGAUAGCCACAAUUUGUGGAUGACUUGAGUUUAAGAGAUUUAAUGCACAUUGCAAUUAAUAUUCAACUAAUAGUUGCACAGUUCUUUCAAUUAGUCAACCUCCCACUUACACUUAUGUUUCUUGAAUUGGUGCUAUUUUAGUGCAUUUCUAUCUUUAUACUGUGAAAAGCUUUGUUUGGAAAAAGUUAAAGAAUGUCCUAAGAAAGAAAUAGGUGCAUUUAAAUUUUUCUUAUUAUAGAUCUCUGGGAAUCUGAGAAACAUUUUGUGUCGAUAAGACAAAUCAAAAGUUAAAGCAUUACAAAAAUAAUUUAUAAUAGUGUCCAAAAAUGUCUCCACGUGUCCAAAAGCCUCUCCAAACAAAUAAAACAAUAAUUGUACAUAAUAAUUAAUUACACAUGCAAACACAACAAUGACUAAAGGUUUGCAUAGCAUGCAGACAUGAUUUUAGUAAUGAGAUUUCACAGAAUGAGUGCCUUUUUUUACUCAAUGAGUCUGCAUCACUGAGUUUGUGUUAUUUCUUGGCGCCAUCUCCUGGUGGCCAUAUGUAAUAUUGUGCUUUGUGUGGAUUAUCUAAUGAUCUAUGAAUCCAAUCACCUUGUGUGUGGGCUCAUUUGAAAGAUAAUCACCUCUAAAUAAUGGUAUGUGAUAUUUUAUGUUCCGUUUAUUUUUCUUGAAUUCACAAGCGAAAACACGUCAUAUAAGCAACACCAAAAUAAUUGUCGAAGACAUAAUUGGCUAAUACUCGCUAUAUUUUUGUCUGUGAGUAAAAAAAUAGGCUCGAUGUAUUCUACUCUUUGAGAGCUUUCCAACAACAAACGACACAUGACUGAUUGCAAUAAUAAGUACAGUGCAAUUUUUUUAAUAAAUUAUCAACAUGAACACUUCUGAUUUGUCUGCACAAAGCACUUGUUUAGUUUUGGUCAUAAUGCCUGCAUGCAUUGGAAAGUAGGCCCAUCCGAUCUUAUAGGGUUAAAGAACUGUGGCAAGUUCUCCAAGAUGCUUGGAACAACUGACCUGCCAACAACAUUAAAAAAACUCCCAGUGUGCCUUGGAUGGUGCUGUAUUAUAGGCAAAUGGUGAUCACACCAAAUAUUGAUUUAGUUUUUUAUGUUUACUGCAGUUUGUACAAAGUUAAUUGAUAAAAACUAUUAAUGGCAUUAUUUUUGAAAACACCCUUACUUUACAGAAUUUUUCACAAGUGUGUAAAAUUUGCACAGUACUGUUUACGCAUGCUCUGGCUCUCACAUGUCUUUUCUGCUGGGUGUGUAUAAAUCAUAAAAAAGUCUUGUGGGGAGUUCCUAUUCUGCAGUUCUCUCUGGUGAAGGUCAGGUGUACGUGUGUAUAACAAGCAGUCUGAGCUAAAGGAUGAAGGUCUUACUGUAUGUGUGUUUCAUCUUAUUUUUAACAAAUAUGGCGACUGGACAGACGGCAGAAUCUCACUGUACUGAUGUGCAAGACUUUAAAGAAUGUUCAAAAACUUGGACAUGUGAUGAGACAGUCAGCACAUGUCAUUGUUUCAGCGGACAACCAUUCUGUCGAUGCAACAACCGAGCAGGAGAGUUUUACAUUGACGAAAAAUGUUCUCAGAGAUGGACAACAGUGACCUUUGCCCUGGUGGCGUCUCUGCCUGGUCUCACUCUGGUGUUGUUGGUGGGGGUGACUGUCUAUGUGAUAAUGCAGUCGUCAUCAACCAAGAGACAUCUAGUUGAAGAAAUGAAGAAGCCCAAGGCAGCUGAUCCUAACAAGGAGGAUUUAUUCCCUGGAAUUACAUUUUCUUCUGAUAUGAAUGGCCGACCUCCUCCUAACACAAUACCUGUACAACAAGACCAUGUUACCAUGACAAUCGUGCCCAACAACCGCUAUAGCAUGUCUAAUGGGACGCAUGAACCUCCUAUGGGACGUCCUGCUCGGCCAUACAGCACAUCCAAUAGUAUGCAUCCAUCUACUGGAAGAAUUGCUGAUGGAAGACCCCAUGAGCCAUACAGCAUGUCUAAUGGGAUGCGUGAUCCUCCAAUGGGAGGCCCUGCUCGGCCCUACAGCAAUGCAGCAGGUCGGGGUCAAAUUGUUAGUAACCCUUAUGCCAGAGAUUCACCCAGCCGAAACCCCUAUGAUGACCGCAGUCCUUCUCCAGACCCCCGCAAUGAUUACAGGCAACCUGCCCCUUUCCACACAUAUGAUAGCAUGAAUCAGCCUUAUUCUCCAGCUCCACUCUAUGAUUCCUCUGACCGUGGAAAGCCUCGCAGUGGAUUUCCACGACCCCAAUUAAACGUACAAUACUAGAACUGUUCAUGAAGUGGUUUUUUGUUUUUGUUUUUCUCUUACAUGUGCAUAUUGCAACUCACAAGUCUUACAUCUUUAAUUGAGUAUAAUGUUUUUUAUGGCUCUUAUUUUUAAAGUAUCUGGUUAUUGUCUGGAAGUUGGAAAGGCACUAAUUUGUGUCACCAACUUGUGUUUAUACAAGGUAGUAUAAAACGAAAUGCAUUUACCAUUUAAUGAUGAUUUUGUUCAGUGUAUCAACAUGAGCUUAAAGGAACUAAAUAGUUGACUGAAUUUUCCUGAAUGCUGGAUUCGUUUUGUAACCAUUAAGUUAUUUUGUGUAAAAACCUUGAUUUGUCAAAUGUCUGGAAAUAAGGAAAGCACUCUCGCUAUUUAAAAAUGUUUUUUGUUGUCCAAUUCAUUAAAAGCAUUUAAGAAAUACCAUAAUUUUUUAAAAAGAUGUUCAGUACAAUAUUAUAGAACAAUAAAUGAUAAAUAAGUAAUUUGAUGAUUACUGUGUGCUUUUGCUGUAUGGAUUUAUAUUCUACUACUGUUUACCUGAAUUUUGUAAGCUCAUAUGGACCGGCACUUUAUCUGUCACCAUUAAACAUAUAAAACUACAGUCCAUUAGUGAAAUUUCAUACCUGCAGGUGGUAAGAUUGUAAUUAAAAACAUGCAUUUAACAUUAAAGGAGUAAUUCU
Myxocyprinus asiaticus (Chinese sucker) is the source of this 3881-nucleotide messenger RNA. RefSeq lists its product as uncharacterized. The record is from RefSeq and is a predicted model, not a curated record. NCBI's taxonomy places the organism in Eukaryota, Metazoa, Chordata, Actinopteri, Cypriniformes, Catostomidae. The coding region runs from base 2290 to 3204 and encodes 304 amino acids. The transcript has 10 exons.